AGGGCGGGGAGCCCGGCUGCUGGGGAGGUGCUGCCCCCCCCCCCACACCACCGGGCGCAGGCGGCCUAGACCCCGGGAUGGACCUCCUAGGGCUAAUCUGAGAACAACCAAGUCCUAGUGCCUCUCGGGUCCGUAGGGCUCCACGUGCCACUCCCUGCAAGGUCAUCCAGAAAACAAUUCCUACACCCGUAGGUGCCCACAGAGCCGGUACCUCUGGUUCUGCGCCAGCGUGCCCCACCCGCAGGACGGCCAGGCUCUUUGAUUUCUACAGUCACCCACUUUCUAAAACCAAACCCGAGAGGAAGGGCAGGCCCAGGGUGGGGAUGCCCUGAAAUAUUCGAGAGCGGGACUGUUCCUACUUAAGAGAAGUUUACAAGAACGCUCUGUCUGGGGCGGGCGAGGCCGCAGCGAGGCGGGUCCGGGAGCUAGAGCAGGGCGUGGGCCGCGCGCCCCGGGUCGGGGGAGUUGGGGGCAGGAAGAGAGGGAGGAGACAGGGCUGGGGAGCGCCCGGCCGAGCGCCAGCCAGGCUCCUCCCGCUGCCGCGCCGCCUCCCUCUCCCCACCCGCCGCACGUACUAAGGAAGGCUCACAGCCCGCUGCGCUCGCUUUGCCGCCCCGCGUCUAGCUAGCCCAGCGUCCGCCGCGCCUCGUCCAAGGCUUGAACAGACCACAUCAAAAUGCCAUCUCAAAUGGAACAUGCCAUGGAAACCAUGAUGUUUACAUUUCACAAAUUUGCUGGGGAUAAAGGCUACUUAACAAAGGAGGACCUGAGAGUACUCAUGGAAAAGGAGUUCCCUGGAUUUUUGGAAAAUCAAAAAGACCCUCUGGCCGUGGACAAAAUAAUGAAGGACCUGGACCAGUGCAGAGAUGGCAAAGUGGGCUUCCAUCGCUUCUUUUCCCUAAUUGUGGGCCUCACCAUUGCAUGCAAUGACUAUUUUGUAGUACACAUGAAGCAGAAGGGAAAGAAGUAGGCAGAAACGAGGAAUUCCCCUGGCCCUGAUAACAGUUGUCCCAAAGGGUCACUUAAGGAAUCUGCCCCACAGCUUCCCCCAUGUAAGGAUUUCAUGAGCAGAUCAGGACCCUUAGCAAGUGUACAAAUAAAAUCUAACUCCCAUCUGAUAAGCAGAGAAAGAAAAGUUAAAUGCCAGACAAGCUUUUGAUUUUUGUAUUGUUUGCAUCCCCUUGCCCUCAAUAAAUAAGUUCUUUUUUAGUUCUGAAUUUGAGUUAGAAUGUUUGUUGCUCUUUCAGAAAUGCUUGUUCCCCAAGAGGCACCUUGCCCUUGGGCAGCUAGCACACAGCAGAGCUUUCCCACAGAACUGGCAAAAUGAGAAAACAUUCUUCAUUCAGGCUUGGAGUCUGACUUCUCUAAUUGCUCUGCCCUUGUAGCUGUGUCUAUAUGAAGAACUCAAAGAAUUGGGAGAAGGAAUAUAUUUUCUAAGUUUAUAGUUAUUGGGCACAGUUUUGCCCAGUUAAAUCAGUGCUUUUCUAGCCAGCACUGUGCAUUCCUACAAUGGCUGAAUUCAUUUUUCAUAGCAAAGUGUCAGCAAACCUAGGGCAAAAAUAGAACCAAAGGAGAAGAGGGUAGCCUGACACCUUGGUGAUCCAUCACAUUAGCAUCUAUUAAGUCAACUCCCAGAUGUCAGGAAAUAUGGUAAGCAUGACUCAUACAGGGCAGUGCACUUUUGUUGAAAAUGAAGUGUCAGUACUGAUGUCUUAACAGAUAAUAAAUGCAAAAUGUUUCUCCCAGGCCUUUUCUGUGCCUGUUAAAAGGUUCAGGGUAUAUGUGCAUCACAUGCUAUAUGUUUAUUAAUAACACAGUACUCUAUACUUUUAUGGAGAGGUGAUAUAUGAAUUCCAUGAAUUGGCACAUGGCAUUGUUCCGAGUAAAUAGGUCAAAGAAGAUGGAAUCUUUACUUCUAUGAUUGGACAUGUCAAUAUAACUGGGGAAAACUUCCAUCACACUCUGGGAAAAAGUACAAUAUAAGGUUCUCUAUAAUCACAAGGAAAAGCAUGCAAAAAAGGACAGGAUAGUUCAAAACUGGCUUUGAUAGAAAGAAGUUCAUAAUAAAAUCAAAGUCAA
This is a messenger RNA of Cebus imitator (Panamanian white-faced capuchin), 2079 nucleotides long. It is a transcript of the gene S100A10, whose product is annotated as S100 calcium binding protein A10. The transcript is spliced from 3 exons. NCBI's taxonomy places the organism in Eukaryota, Metazoa, Chordata, Mammalia, Primates, Cebidae. The record is from RefSeq and is a predicted model, not a curated record. Gene Ontology annotation, molecular function: transmembrane transporter binding. Gene Ontology annotation, cellular component: cytoplasm. Bases 677 to 970 code for a protein of 97 amino acids.